AUGAUGCUUUCUGCAAAUUCUGAAGGCUGCUGCCACUAUAAUGUAGAUCGAUUAAUUAUUCCAAGUGAAAACAUCGCGAAGCAUCUUUACUGGAAACCAGAUCAUCUUGCCCCUGCCCACAGUGAACUUUCUCAUUUAACACUUUUUCCUGGACAACAUAAAUUCAUCACCAUUAAACUUCGUCCAUUUAAUGGGACAACUUUUUUUGCUCUCAACAGAUAUGCAGAACGAGACUACACAAUGGCCAUUUAUCAUAGCAAUAGCUUCGAAGAAGAAAACACAUGUAACUUAGAUGAAAUGGAUGAGUGGAUCCCAGUGUUCAUGUAUCCAGCAAUGCCUACUGUAGAUUAUCUGCAAAAAGAAUCCCUUGGACCCGGCACAUAUAAGCUCCGAUUUGGGAACGAGCAGGCUUGGAUUCGACCUGUAACUGUCUAUUAUCGGAUCAGACUUUUGAACGGGAAUGGUGAGGAAGUACCAUACGAAAUAAUAACUUAA
This is a messenger RNA of Thelazia callipaeda (thelaziosis nematode), 495 nucleotides long. The record is from the annotation of a GenBank genome assembly. Lineage: Eukaryota; Metazoa; Nematoda; Chromadorea; Rhabditida; Thelaziidae.